Molecule: messenger RNA, 1869 nt
Organism: Planococcus citri (citrus mealybug)
Lineage: Eukaryota; Metazoa; Arthropoda; Insecta; Hemiptera; Pseudococcidae
Gene: GPHR
Product: golgi pH regulator
Exons: 9
Coding region: 189-1553 (454 amino acids)
Biological process (GO): intracellular pH reduction
Cellular component (GO): Golgi cisterna membrane
Molecular function (GO): voltage-gated monoatomic anion channel activity
Source: RefSeq, a predicted model, not a curated record
CAUUCGAGGAGUUUUGUUUUCAACUGAUAAAAAAAAUCAAAAUCCGUCACUGUCAGAAGAAUUAUGAGCAAUUUGAAAGCGAAAUACGUGUAAAAUAAAUCAUAUAAAAUGAAAGAGAAUAAAAUCAGUGGAACAGUAAGAAAGAAAUAUCUCAAAUUUCAGAUCCCGGUGUAGGUAAAGUUUUUAAAAUGGGGUUUUUAGCUGAUACCGUAGUCAUAUUAAUUUCUCAGCUCGUUUUUUUUGUCGGUGGGCAAAUAUUCUUCGUGAAGCAACUGUUUCGUGAUUAUGAAGUUAGACAUUCGCUGGUCCAGUUCAUUUUUUCAAUUACGCUAUGUUCUUCUUUAAUCAUGUUUGAACUCAUCAUUUUCGAAAUUAUUGGAUUUCUCGAACUCAGCUCGAGAUACUUCUACUGGAAUGUCUAUCUAUAUUUGAUGUUAUUCUUAGUCAUUGUGAUCAUACCAUUCUACAUAGGAUAUUUUGUAGUCAGCAAUAUUCACAUGGUCAGGAAAAAAUUUAUCCGUCCGUUAACAGUGUUAGUAUGGCUUAUUUACCUAUAUUUCUUUUGGAAAGUCGGAGAUCCGUUUCCUAUUUUGAACCCCAAGUAUGGAAUUCUAUCUAUUGAACAAGGUAUAAGCAGAAUUGGAGUAAUUGGAGUCACAGUAAUGGCAUUAUUAUCUGGAUUUGGUGCUGUCAACUACCCUUAUACGUCUAUGGCAUAUUUCAUUAGAUCGGUAUCUCGUACAGAUGUGAUGAAUACAGAAAAACGUCUUUUGCAGACUAUCGACAUGAUUAUAAAUAAGAAGAAAAGAAUAGCUGUCGCGAGUCAUAAAUCAUCAUCGUUAUCUAUGAACGACAGUCAAACAAAAUCAAUUUGGGGUUUUCUGAAAAACGUGUCCGUAUCUGUGACCGGUUCUGGAGAAAAUAUUGGUUUAUUGCGUCAGGAAAUAUCGGCUUUGGAAGAAUUGAGUCGUCAUUUGUUUUUAGAACUGCACGAUAUUCAUAACGAAAUGGAACGUGCUGAAUGGGCCAAAACAUGGCGUGGAAAAUAUUUUAAUUUCCUUGGAUAUUUAUUUUCGUUGUACUGUAUGUGGAAGAUAUUUAUCUCUACCAUCAAUAUUGUGUUUGAUCGAGUUGGGAAAAAAGACCCUGUCACUCGUGGAAUGGAAAUACUGGUCCAUUGGGUUGGAAUUGAUAUCGAUGUGGCUUUUUGGUCACAGCAUAUUUCAUUUUUUCUAGUUGGAUGUAUCGUUAUUACUUCAAUUCGAGGCUUACUUCUUACUUUGACUAAGUUUUUCUACGCCAUUUCUAGCAGUAAAUCGUCAAAUGUGAUCGUCUUAAUUUUAGCAGAAAUUAUGGGAAUGUAUUUUGUGUCAACUGUACUUUUGAUGCGAAUGAACAUGCCUCCAGAGUACCGCACAAUUAUUACUCAGGUUUUGGGUAAUUUACAAUUCAAUUUCUAUCAUCGAUGGUUUGACGUGAUUUUUUUAGUUAGCGCACUAUCGUCUAUUGGAUUUUUAUACCUAGCUCACAAACGAGCACCAAAUGAGAAAUGAAAAAAGGUAACCAUUUUUGGUCUAUUACUUCAAUAUUACGAACUGUUCGUGAGUAACGUUUGUGAUGCAAUUCUUGAAAGUACUGUCCAGUUAUCGUUACGAGUAUUUUCUUUGUGAUUGGUGAUUGAGCUUACACGGUUACAAAUUACUGUCGGUAAACAUGAUUAAGAUUGGUGUGAUUUCAUUUCAUAAUUCGAUUUCUUCGCAUAGACUUGAGUUUUUAUGUACAAUAAGCAUAUUUUUAACAUUCUUUCGAAUGCAUCGUUAUUAACUUCUGUGAAGUGUCUUGAAUUAAAUAAAAUUUAUUUACAAAACA